Molecule: messenger RNA, 915 nt
Organism: Selaginella moellendorffii
Lineage: Eukaryota; Viridiplantae; Streptophyta; Lycopodiopsida; Selaginellales; Selaginellaceae
Exons: 1
Coding region: 1-915 (304 amino acids)
Source: RefSeq, a predicted model, not a curated record
AUGGCGCAGCAAUCCAGCAUACUGCGAAAGCAUCCUUCUUCGCGAUGGUGGGAUGAGGUAAGUGUUCUUGAGAGCAGGGGGCAUGGCCACAAAUUAUGGUCAUGCAAAUACUGCCCAAUGGUGAACAAACUGAGUGGUGUUGAUCGUGUGCGAGCUCAUCUGUUAGGAGAAGGCCCAGGCAGCAAGGAUAUUGUGAGUUGUCCUCUCAUCCCAGGUAACAAGAAAGCGGAUCUGCUCAAUAUGCAAAAGGUUAUUGAUUCCGAGAAAGGGGCAAGGGGGAAGAAACGGCCGAAUGAAUCUGGUGGUGCUUCUAUGAGAAUGGAUGGCAAUGUCCAAGGAUUUCCACUGGUGGUAUCAUCCCAGUCAAGUGGAAGUGGCUGCAGUUCCCUGUUUUUUAGCAAACAGAGUCAAGUCCAUAUUGUUGAUUCGAUGGAUCCUGAGCGGAAGAACCGAGUUGAUGUGGCUAUCGGAAGAUUUUUCUGGAAUGAACACAUUCCAUUUGUCAAGGCUCGGUCACCUUACUUCCUCAACAUGAUACAGGAAGUUGCCAGGCAUGGUGUGCCUUAUGCACCACCAAAAUAUGAUGAUCUCCGGGAUAAGCUUUUGGUGAAAGAGAAACGAUUCAUUGACAUUGAGAUGGCGUCCUUGAGGAAGCAGUGGGAGCAGAGGGGUGCAACCAUAUGCGCAGACGGGUGGGCAGAUAGGAGGAAUCGGCAUAUCAUGGGGCUUGUGGCAUAUAGUCAAGGACGAGGAGCUUUUUUGAAGGCUAUCGACAUUUCCUUAACAGGAAAAACAGCUGAAAAUACUCUGCGCUGCUGGGAAGAAGGCAUUAACAUUGUAGGUGCAGAGAACGUUGUCAUGGUUGUGACCGAUGGGGAAAAUGCAAACAGAGCAGCAGCAGCACUUUUGCAAUAG